AGGGAGUUGUUUCAGCGGGAUGACGUAAUACCUCAGUACGUACGCAGCGUGCCCCUGUUCAGUUGACUGGGAAACCCCGAGCGCGAAGCUGCCAACGCCCGGCGGAGCAACUCACCUAAGUCCCACGAUCUUGGAUGAGUAGUGCAGACUGUAAAACACAGCUAUGCAGACCAUCAAAUGUGUUGUCGUUGGAGAUGGAGCCGUGGGUAAAACCUGCCUGCUCAUCUCCUACACGACAAACAAGUUUCCCUCUGAAUACGUACCCACGGUGUUUGAUAACUACGCUGUAACGGUCAUGAUCGGAGGGGAGCCCUACACCCUGGGCUUGUUUGAUACAGCAGGUCAGGAGGACUACGACAGGUUACGUCCUCUGAGUUAUCCCCAGACAGAUGUGUUCCUGGUCUGUUUCUCAGUCGUGUCCCCGUCCUCCUUUGAAAAUGUCAAAGAGAAGUGGGUCCCAGAGAUCACCCACCACUGUCCAAAGACACCCUUCCUCCUAGUCGGGACCCAGAUUGACCUGCGGGACGACCCGUCCACUAUAGAGAAGCUGGCCAAGAACAAGCAGAAGCCCAUCACACCAGAGAUGGCCGAGAAGCUGGCUAGAGACCUCAAGGCUGUCAAAUACGUUGAGUGCUCAGCCCUCACACAGAAAGGCCUGAAGAAUGUGUUUGAUGAGGCCAUAUUGGCAGCACUGGAGCCCCCAGAGCCCAAGAAGAAACGUAAAUGUGUGCUGCUAUGAGGGGUUGCCGCCUUUUCACAGCACACACACACACACACACACACACACACACACACACACACACACACACACGCACCUGUUCUCCUUUCUCUGCUAAGGCUAGCUGACCACACUGACCUCCACAGUCGAGACUAGACAGACGUGGUCGACCAAGUUUCAGAUAGUAUCAUCAGUAAUACGCUUCAGCCGUCUGUGGGCUUGGACUCCUCCCACCAGCAGGCCCAGUAGGAACAUCCUGAUCCAGCUGGAACCGACCCGAUGGCAUCGGCCUAAUGCUCAGCUGUGUAGUUGUUUGGACCCCCCCCCCCCCCGCGCUUCUGUUCUCUGAGCACACUCAACACCACCGUUAGGUUUGUGUGGUGUCGUGGUGUAUUUGCCAACAUCCCUGUCUACCUGGACCGCAGACGAGUUGAGUGCACGUAGGUGAGUUCAGACAGGAUGGUCCAGUCUGGUGGGGGACGCCCCACUGAUCCGGUUACCAGCAGGCUGUCCUCGUCUCCUGGUCUGGGAGGCACUGGUGGCUCUGCUGGUCUACCCAUCUGCCUUUUGAUGCAGGGAACUUAAACAGUGUUAGUAGAACAAGUGGUGUGGUCUCCAUGGUUACCGGGACCAAGGAUGGUGAACGCUGACAUCACCCUCCAUGCUGAGCAGACACAGACUGGGGGGGGUGUAGCGGAGCCUUGGUCUCUGGUCUAAAUGAUGAGUUUAACAGAUGUAAUUAUAAUGUUGAUGUAGGCUCCAGAUGUUUUUACCAUUUCCUUUGUUUUUGUUUGUGUUUUUUAUUAUAUAUAAAAUAUAUAAAUAUAUAAAAGUUUUCUUUCACACUUUCACAUGUAGGGGCUGAAACUCACCUGAGCUCUGACCUGCUAGUUCAAACCAAACAUCUGUAUGACUACUGGUGGAUCAGAGUUGGGUCGGCAUCAGGCCAAAGUCCGUAGAGUUAUUAUUACCUGUUGUUUUGGUGCAGAACCAAAUACUUUGUCUAAAGUCUUUGUAUUCAUUCUUUUCAGAAAUAUUAAACUAAUACCUUAAUUGCCUUUGAAA
Molecule: messenger RNA, 1783 nt
Organism: Nothobranchius furzeri (turquoise killifish)
Lineage: Eukaryota; Metazoa; Chordata; Actinopteri; Cyprinodontiformes; Nothobranchiidae
Gene: cdc42
Product: cell division cycle 42
Biological process (GO): establishment or maintenance of cell polarity; Cdc42 protein signal transduction; modification of synaptic structure
Cellular component (GO): dendritic spine
Molecular function (GO): GTP binding; GTPase activity; protein kinase binding
Source: RefSeq, a predicted model, not a curated record